ACAAGUAUCUUCCGCCAUAUAUUCGUGAAAAAGCUGCAACCUUGUGUGCUUCAGAAUAUGAUAAAGUUAAAUCAGAACAACAAAUACGAUUACAACGCCAGCUGCAAGGAUUACUGAACAGGUUUAAAUAUACGACUGUUAAUAAUAGUGCAAAUUUCAUUCAAGUCCUUGUUGAAGAAUUUGAGGUUUUUCAUGGCCAAUUUAAUAAGUCAAUAGACACAAAAGACAUUGAUGGCAAUGGUGGCAAAGAAUGCACCAAUUUAAUUGUUCUUAUUUCCGAACUCUAUAACUUUCGUGUUGUUUCAUGCACAUUGAUUUAUGAUAUAAUUCGGUUAUUUAUCAUGAAUUUGACUGAUCUGAAUGUAGAAUUAUUGUUAAAAAUUGUUAAAA
Racocetra persica is the source of this 390-nucleotide messenger RNA. The record is from the annotation of a GenBank genome assembly. NCBI's taxonomy places the organism in Eukaryota, Fungi, Glomeromycota, Glomeromycetes, Diversisporales, Gigasporaceae.